This is a messenger RNA of Tripterygium wilfordii, 1028 nucleotides long. RefSeq lists its product as uncharacterized. NCBI's taxonomy places the organism in Eukaryota, Viridiplantae, Streptophyta, Magnoliopsida, Celastrales, Celastraceae. Bases 143 to 871 code for a protein of 242 amino acids. The transcript has a single exon. The record is from RefSeq and is a predicted model, not a curated record.
ACCAAGUUAUUCUUUACUUAUAGAACCUUAAGCAAAGUAUCUACCUAAGACAUGGUUCAAUUUUCCCUUUUUAGCUAUUGAAAGACAAUAUAAAACAAUCCCUGCAUCUGCUUAGAAAACAAGAAAACAGAAGGAAAAGCCCAUGAAGAUCAUUGACAAGGAACUCUAUGACCCAAUACACCCAAAACAUAACCUAAAGCUUGAAUAUACAGAAACACCAUUCAACUGUGAUGGGUGCAAGGAAGCUGGGAUUGGCCUCAAAUACAGUUGCCAGAAAUAUUGUGACUUUGAUCUGCACAAGGCAUGCGGCGAGAAAACUCCAACCAUUACUCAUCCCUUGUACAAAAAAUGUGAGUUCCAGUUCUGCUAUGAGCCUCCGGGAAAAGUGUUGAGGAUUUGUGAUGCCUGUAGAAAAGAUGUCUUGGGCUAUGUCUACCAUUGCAAGAAAUGUGGCUUUGAUCUCCACCCUUGCUGUGCAAAUCUUCCUCGAGUCCUCAAUGACGGGGACCAAAAUCUCUACUUGUGUCUCAAGCUCUCGAGUUCAUGUCAUCGGUGUGGAAGAAAGGGACUUGGUUGGUCAUACAGGUCUCAGUGCAAGACCUAUAAUCUUCAUGUGUCUUGCGUCAAGGAGUUGCUUGUGGAGAGCUGGGAAGCCAUGUAUCUCAAUGUGGAUAAGAACAAGGUUAGGGAGAUGCAGACCAGGAUCCCAAGCUUAAGGGCAACAAUGGAACACCAUCAUGGACGAAAGGAGGGAAAGGUGAGCAAGUGUUGUCAGAUGGCUGGUAGUGCUGUUCAGAUGAUCAUCUCUGCAAUCCUAGGAGAUCCUACAGCCAUAAUUGCAGCAGUGAUUGGUGGGUUCAUAUCCAAGUAACUGGAGGUAGCUGGAAAAACAAGAAAGUAUGCUUUAUUAAUUUAGUUAGUGCAUAAUGCACCAUGAACUCCAACUUCAGAGAAGCCGAGUCUCAAAGUAACAAAUAUCAACAAUGAAUCCCUAUAGGAAUAUCAAAAAUAUGAUUGUAUAUUUUGCU